Messenger RNA from Lonchura striata (white-rumped munia), 2825 nucleotides. The record is from RefSeq and is a predicted model, not a curated record. Lineage: Eukaryota; Metazoa; Chordata; Aves; Passeriformes; Estrildidae.
UAAAUUCCUCCUCCUGCUUCUUGCCUUAACACUCCCCUUCACCCAAUCCCUUCCCAGCUCACCAACACCAUCCAUCCCCUGUUUUCCAAAGCCCUUCUAGACUUCCCUUAUUGCCCCCCCUGGGUGUCCAUGUCCUUAAUUACCUCUAGGAGGAUGUGUAAACUACCUCAAUAUUAUCCCUUUUUUUAUCACAUAUGAUAAUAAUGGUUUUGUUAAGUCUUGGUUCUUUUCCUCAAAAGUCAGGAAUUUAGCAGGACUGUGGCUGAGCAGCAGUCUAUGUCAAAUAAUAACAUUUUCUGAAACUGAUGGUUUCUCCUGUCACUUCCUUGUCUACAAGUCCCUUGCCCUAUCUCAAAGGAGACUCCCACCAUAUUUUUGUACAGACGUUUCUUCUCAUUCUUUUCAACACAAUGGAAAAGUGGGGGAAGAAGCCAUAAAAGGGCAUUUAGGACACCAGAACUGUUUGAGAGAUGGGAGGGUCAGCCCUAAACUGAGCCAGAGGGAUUUAGAGGGGAUGAUGAAAAAGGGAUGGGAGAGGUGGAUAACAGGAGGAGGGACAGAAGGAAAGACAUUCUCGUUCUCGUGGUGUGGUCCCUUUGUUUCCCCAUCACUUGAUCCCUGGAGCAAUUCCCCAGUGCUGUGAGAGGGGCUGGAUCUGCACUGGAGGGUUCCCCAAACCCCUUGUCCAUUCUUGGGGUGCUCCUUGGGGUGGUUCCUCCCACCCAGGAGCUGGUGAUGCCCCUCUGUGGGGCAGAGGGGGGUGGGAGAGGAGGAUCUGGGGUGGUCAUGGAGGAGGACAGGAAGGAGAGAGGAGAAGGAGGAACAGAAAGAGGAGCAGAAGGAGAAGCACAAAUUUCCAUCCUGCUGGUGUAGCAGGGAGUCUUCCAGAGGGGUGCUUCUAGGGGAAUUGUUUGGAGUUUGCAGAUUCCAGAAAUGAGACCCAAAUAUCUUUGUGGUCCCUGGAAGGCCUUGGGGUUUUAAUGGGAAAAGUCUGGGUCUCGCUGCAUCACAGUUUCCACUUCAGGAUGAUAUUUGGAGAUCCACAAGAUGAUCACCAGGUACUGGUGGGAGGAGCACAUCAGUCUUGGGGCACUCCAGGAGAGUGGUGGAGGGGAACUGCAAGACCCCUGAAGUGGAUUUGUCAUUCCUAAGCCUUGGGCCAAUGGAGAAGAACGAAAAGCCUCAGAGAUGCCACAAGAGGAGGGGCUGCAAACCCAGCCCAGGGAGCUGCAAGAAGGAAAGACCCCUUCUGUGCCAGGAAGGUGGCCUGAGGUCCAGCCAGAGCUCGGAGCUGGUGGAGAAGCCUCACAAGUGCUUGGAAUGUGGGAAGGGCUUCAGCCAGAGCUCCCACCUCGUCCGGCACCAGAGGAUCCACACUGGGGAACAGGUGGACCAACCCUACAAAUGUGGGGAAUGUGGGAAGAGCUUCAGAGACAGCUCCAACCUGAUCCGGCACCUGAGGAUUCACACUGGGGAACGGCCCUAUGAGUGUUUUGAGUGUAAGAAGAGCUUCAGACAGAGCUGCAGCCUGGUGGAACACCGGAGAAUUCACACUGGGGAAAAGCCCUACGAGUGCUUGGAGUGUGGGAAGAGCUUCGGGUGGAACUCUGACCUGAUCCGGCACCAGAGGACCCACACUGGUGAGAGGCCCUAUGGGUGUCCUGAGUGUGGGAAGAGGUUUCGGAGCAACUCACAUCUCCUCCUGCAUCAGCGGACUCACACAGACGAGAAGCCCUUCCGCUGCCCCGACUGCGGGAAGGGCUUCAACCGUAACUCACACCUGACCCUGCACCGGCGCAUCCACACUGGGGAGAGGCCCUAUAAGUGUCUUGAGUGUGGGAAGAGCUUCUCAUCCAGCUCUGGCUUGACCCAGCACCAACGGAGGCACCAGUAAGGUGAAUGGUUAAAAUCAAAAAUCAACAACAAAAUCUCUCUUACUAGCCAAAGUUCAAAAGUGGUGUGUUUAUUACACUGGUAAAUACUGUGGGGAUCGUCCCUGAAAUGCAUGACCACACUGCACAAGGUUCUUUGCCUUCUAUUUAUUUCCCAAAAUAUUACAUAUGCACAACCCCAGCACCUCCCAUCUUCACUCUGUAUUAAAAUGAGGCUAUUAGUCUUUCACACGUAUGCAAUUCUUCUCUUGAUUUGGGUCAGUGGUCUCAAAUUGGGUCAGUGAUCCCAGGAAUGAAGUCAGGAAAGUCUUCGUCAGGGCUCUGUGACUCUCUGGCACAAUCCAAGGCCCCCUACUUCACAAUGGAUUGACAUAGAGUCUUGGUGCUGGGCAUUGUUCUUCUGGUUUCAAUAUGUUCCUGUAAUGGUUCACUUGCUCCACUUCUUUCUAUAAAUGGUCUCAUAAUAUAACAAUUUGCUUUAGCUUAGGCAUCUAAUAAUCAUUAACCUAUCGUUGUGUAUCUAACUUCAAUAUGAAUUUAUUCUAACCCUCAGCUGUUGGGGAAUGGCUGCAGAAGCAGGGCCAUGGGUCGAUGGAACAGCUGUUCCAGCAAUCCCCUGUUUAAGGCCUGGGAACAGCAUUGUGUCUGGCCUGGGAGCAGUACACUGUGCAUGGCCUGGGAACAGCACACAUCGGCAUGUACAGAUAACAAGGACAGCCUAUCCUUGAGAUAUGAGUUAUACAAGAACAGGAUGUGAAACAAGAUGUACCCAGCGAAAUGAGAUGAGGAACUUGGCUGCCAAGUAGGAGAAAUAUGUAACUAUGACCUUUAUGAAAUAACCAAUGAGAGCUUGUUGCUGAAGAGAUGCCUGUAGAAAACCCUAUAUAAGCUGACAGAAUCUUUGAAUAAAUCAAAGCUUGCUUAUCAAUCAUA